AGAGGGGGGUGGUGUGAUCAGGACUGAGCAGGCAGAGCUUGUUUUACUGCAGUAUCGGCACAUUGUUGCUGCACUGCUCUUUCUCUCUGCGGUAUGCGCACUGCACUGGUGGGUGGGCAGAACGCCGGGAUUUACAGAGGGAGCAAGACAACCUGUGCUGCACGCAAACUGUGACAAGAUCUACUUUCACUCAUACCGCCUUUUAGUCCUAGCUCGCUUGAGUGCUCAGGUUUCGGCAGAGUGCCUUGGGAAUCGAUUUAUACACACCGCAUACAUUUUCCAUUUAAAAAAAGGCUUUCCAUUGAGACCUAAAAGAUCGUUUUAACCCAUUCUCCACACUAUUCAAGUGUUGAAUAGCUCUCAUCUCCUGCAUUUUAUUACUCUCAAAGAGAGUGUUUGCCCCGAGGCGUUUGACUCUGUGAGUGCACAUUUAUUUCGUCCAGGACCUCAAGCAACAAAAUGGCAAAGGAUGGUAAGAAGAGCGAAUGGAAAGAGUUCAUCUGGAACCCGAGGACCCGUGAGUUCUGCGGUAGGACCGCCAGCAGCUGGGGUCUGAUCCUGCUGUUUUACCUGGCAUUCUACAUUUUCCUGGCUGGAUUAUUUGCUCUCACCAUGUAUGUAAUGUUGCAGACACUCGAUGACCACAAACCAACAUACCAGGACAGACUUGCAACUCCAGGGGUGAUGAUCAGACCUAAAGCAGAGCAACUGGAGAUCACUUACAAUGCAGAGUACACAGAGACCUGGGAAAAAUAUGUCCAGGCCCUUAAUAACUUCCUUUCACCUUACAAUGACUCAGUCCAGGACCAGAAAAAUUAUGAUUGUAAACCGGAUCAGUACUUUAUCCAGGAGGACAGUGGCAGUGUGACAAACUUCCCCAAGCGCUCCUGUCAAUUCAAACGUUCCAUCUUGGAGGAAUGUUCAGGUAUAAUGGAUCGUUACUAUGGUUACAACUUGGGCCAGCCUUGCAUCAUCAUCAAGCUAAACCGAGUGAUCGGUCUGUUACCUGGGAAGGAAGGAGAGGCUCCUUUCGUCACAUGUGGUGCUAAGAAAUACAAAGUUGGGAAAGAUGAGUGGGCUGAUGACUCAGAUAAAAUCGGUCAACUGAUGUACUUUCCCGCCAAUGGCACCUUCAACCUCAUGUACUACCCAUACUAUGGCAAGAAAGCCCAGGUAAACUACUCUCAGCCUCUAGUGGCCAUUAAGUUCCUCAACAUCACAAAGAAUGAGGACGUCAACGUGGAGUGCAAGAUCAGUGCUAACAACAUUCCUGAGGGCAGUGACCGAGACAAGUUUGCUGGACGCAUUUCCUUCAAACUGAGGAUCAACUCCAGGGAUUAAUAAGAAGAAAGUGUGUUCCCUAAUUUUACACAGACACACACAUGCACACACACAUCCUCUCCAUCUAACAGAGUUUAUGACUAUGCGCAGAAGACACAGUGAGACAUUGGCCAGACACAAGAGUGCUCAGCCCAUACAGAACAGAGAUAACGGUUCUGUUUUGUGUGUAUUUAUGUGUGCACAUAAAUGUCUGUGUGUGUUUUUGCAUGUGUGAUUUGGGAUAUUAUUUAUUUUCUUAAACACAAAGUUUAAUUGCAUGCUAAGCAAAGACAUAUUAAUGAAAAAUGAUAUACUAAAUUAAAAUAAUAUUAAAAAAUAAAGGGAUAUAAUUUUUUAAUGGAGAACAAUCAGUACCUAAUACAAAAUGCUAAAAAUGAUUCCAUAUAAUUUCAGAGCAGAUGUCUAAGUUAAAGGGAUAGUUUACCCAAAAACAAAAAUCCUGUCAUCAUUUACUCACCCUCGUGUUGUUCCAAAACUGUAUGACUUUCUUUCUUUCUUCUUUUGGGGUUUGGGUUAGAAACAACAUGAUAGUAAGUAAAUAAUGACAGAAAUGUCAUUUCUGAGUGAACUGUCCUUUAAUGUGCUAGGAUGGCAUGAUCUUGCGUGUUUGGAGCAUCUGUAACUGCUGGGGAUUUUUUCAUUUUGUUUUGUUUUCAAGAGUGUCAUUGAAACUCUAUGGCUGUAUUGCUAAAGAGGAUAUUUUAUAGCAACACGUAGAUAACACAUUGCAUGAUGAACAUAAGCUCUGCAGAAUAUGCACAAACACACAUAAAUGUGACAAUCAGACAAGCACCUGCACACUGAUCCAUUCACAACCAUUUCUGCAUUCCUAUUCAUUCCUGCAUUUCUUUCAGACUGUACUAUUAUAUGAUGAAAUGUAUCAAACCUGUGCUUCAUUUAUCAUCAGACAUGUCUAUUUAAGUUUGUUUAUAUGUAUAAAUAGGUCUUUUUCAGUAUUUUUCUUCUUUCUUUCCAUGUUUAAUCCAAUUUGUCUGACAUUGUGAGGGGUUAUGAUAUUUUACAUUAAUUUGAAGCAGGCCUGGGUGCUGUUCAGCAAAAUGGGUAGAUAAAAAGUGUGUUUGAGAUGUGUGUGAGAAUAUGUGUGUGUGGAUUUCUGCUUGUGCAUGUGUGUUUUGUUUGAUUUAAUUUCUUGUUUUAUGUAAAACAUCUCUGUGCACAGUUUAUUCUCUGAGUACUUUUUCAUUAUGUUGUAAGUUACUCAAAGCAUAACUAUAGAAACAAAAAGCGAGAGCAGGAACAGCAGGUUUAUGUUUCUGCUGAUGAGGAAGAUAGAAGUGAAGCCACACCAGGCCUCACCCUGCAUGAGUCAAUAAAGCAAAAACAAAGUCACCCAAUUUAUUUUGCAUCAUUUUAUGUCAUCUCUGUCUUUUGAGUUUCCUUAAAGAUAUAAACUUCUAAACAGAGGACAUAAUCUCACCCCCAUGUAGAGGGUGUGUCAUAUGUAGAGCUCCAUGGCCUGAGGUUGUAUCUGGUCUACAGUCAUGCAGAGAACUAAUACCCCAUAAGAAAGAGCACACUGCUGCUCAGUGUCAUACAGUACAUCCUUUGACAUGAGUCUGCCCAAAUACACUUCCUCUAAUGCCCUAAUCCUUUAAUUUAAUUGGAUAAUCCUAAAUAGGUAUGGUGCUUUACACCAACAUUUGCUCAACACAACCAUUCAUCCAUCCAUCCAUCUAAUUAUUAUUCACAUGCAUUAAGGUCACAAAGUUAGGUGUAAACUGACUUACUGAGCAAUAUUCAAUUUAGUGACAAAAUGCAUUACAUUUGAUCACAUUCACUAGUUUGUCUGAAUAUUACAUAUUUUAUGUGUGUGUGCACAGUGCAGGUGUUAUCUGAUCCAUCAAAGAAAGGUUCAAACCCACAAAAUUAAAUAUUCAUUUACCUCAAGAUCAUAUAUCAUUAACUCAACUCUUUACAAUAGUUUACUUAAAAAAAUAGAAAUCAAAACAGGGUCAGAAAUUAACAGGUGCAAAUAAUGCCACCGAAAGAGAAAAUAAUGCCACCAAAAUACAAAAUGUGGGUUGCCCUCAUAAUAAAUGUAUUUAUGUUUUAUUUGUGACAUCUGAUAUAUUAUAUUCUAGGCUUAAGUACACAUAUUGUAGCAUAAAAUAUAUGAUAUAAUUACUCAUAUUGAUAUUGUUAAGUAUUUAACAAAUUGAUGAAACACAGUAUAUGAUUAUAAAACAAAUGUUCUCAUUAAGGUAAAAAAUAUUACUGAAAAUCAAAUCAAGUGGGCAAAUCUUGCCCUUUCAUGAAAAAUUGAAUUUCUGACACUGAAUCAACAUCAUUAUUCUAAUUAUUAUUAAAAUUUCUAAAGAAUACAGUUAACUUCAGCGUGAUAGCAUACACAAAAAGUCAAAAGCAAAAAAAAAAAAGAAGAAGAAAUGGAUACAUUACAAAUGCAGCAUGCAAGCUAUGGAAUAAUGGGCGGAGUUCGGAUUUUUUUUUUUUUUUUUUCGGAAAAGACAUGGUUUUAUAAAAACUGCCCCUGGAGCAACAUUUGUGCUAGCCCUCUCUUAUGCUACCAAAUUUUUCUAUGGGUCAACUACACAUUCGUUUUAAUAUACAGGAAUCUUCUUAAAAGCAAUGCACUUAUAAUUUGGGUCCAUUUUAUGCAUUUAUAAAAGUCAAAAAUAUGUGUAUUUUCCUUAUGGCUGAUCAAGAAGAGAAUGAUGUAUUAGUAUUUAAAUGAAUAUAUAGAUGACAAUGGCUAUAUGUAUUUUAAAAACAUCAUAUAGAAGAGAUUCUAUAUUUUUUAAAACCUUCUAUUUUAUUGGUCAUCUAUGGGAAAAAAACAAAACAUGUUUCUGCUUGGGAAUGUAAGAUGGAUAUUUUGACUUUAGUCCCAGCGGAGUGUUUUAAGCUUUGCAGUGCUUAUUGUAAAAUACAGGGAGGUUGCCAGACUUAUCAGCACAGGAAUGUAAUAAAUCUUUGUUGCUAAAAUAAUUUGGAUCUGAUUGUGACCUUUACAAUACCAAAGUACAUACAACAAUGCUUCAUAUACUUACGAAUGUAACACUGACAAGACAGGUCUUGAUAUGUAAUGCUGGUGAUCAUACUGAGAUCUGUUUUGAUCUGUUUUCACUGAAAAAACAGUGAACAGACAAGAUGUUAUCAAGAUCAAAUGGUCUUUCCUUUCUCAAAUUCUCCAGUGAACACGAUAAUAAUGCUUUUGGAAGCAAGAUUGGAUUCCACAGAUUCACUUAAUGUACAUUAAGCAUUAUGUAUAUUAGUGCUGUGGUUUGGAUUUGAUGCAUCUGAAGUGAUUGAGUGGGUAAUGUGAACAGGUUCAGGCUUCAACAACAUGCACAUGAACACAACUGCAAUAUUCUUUCAAGGUUCAUACAGUGUUCACACAGCACUGGACCUUCACACAGUAGAAUCUGGGGUGAAAUGUUUGAUGAACAAUAAAAGACUGGAAUUUGUUUUUGUUUUGUUUUUUAUCUGAAACUGUAAACUAGUUUAAGUCCAUUCUAUUAACAUCUUAUAUAUCUCAAUACGCUAAAUCCAAUGUAGUAAAAUAUCAAGUAAUAAAACUCAAGAAAACACUG
This is a messenger RNA of Myxocyprinus asiaticus (Chinese sucker), 4913 nucleotides long. RefSeq names its product sodium/potassium-transporting ATPase subunit beta-2-like. NCBI's taxonomy places the organism in Eukaryota, Metazoa, Chordata, Actinopteri, Cypriniformes, Catostomidae. Gene Ontology annotation, cellular component: sodium:potassium-exchanging ATPase complex. The record is from RefSeq and is a predicted model, not a curated record. Gene Ontology annotation, molecular function: ATPase activator activity. Bases 460 to 1341 code for a protein of 293 amino acids. The transcript is spliced from 8 exons. Gene Ontology annotation, biological process: sodium ion export across plasma membrane; potassium ion import across plasma membrane; intracellular potassium ion homeostasis.